GCUGAGCGGAAAGAGCAUCUGCGGGCUGGCAUUGGCCGCCUGCAGGCGCUGCUCGCGACACUGCCCCGCCCAGAGCGGCGAAAGGCUGUCGAGUCGCUUUCACUGCCGCUGCGGACAGCUCUCCUCCGACAGCUCGAGGUUGCUCGAUGGAGAGGGCAUUCCGGCGAGAUAUCGCAAGCGCCAGACGACCGCCAGGAAACAG
Symbiodinium necroappetens is the source of this 202-nucleotide messenger RNA. NCBI's taxonomy places the organism in Eukaryota, Dinophyceae, Suessiales, Symbiodiniaceae. The record is from the annotation of a GenBank genome assembly.